AUGGAUGAUUUGUAUGUCACUUCGUCAACGGUAGAAGAAGCCCUCCAACAAAUGACACAACUACGAGGAUCUUUAUCUCGAGGUGGGUUCAACUUGAAUAAGUGGAACUCAAACAGUAAACCAUUCCUGGAUUCAAUUGAUCCAAAUAUUUUAGUCAGCCCUAAUGAUCCAACGCCUAAACAUCAACGAGUUCUCGGUGUUCACUGGAAUACAAACACUGACUGCUACUUCAUCGAUAACAAAAAGUUUGUAAAAAUUCUACGUAUUGGCAUUGCUACGCAACGGAAACUCCUGAAGUAUACCGCUUCUUUAUUUGACCCACUCGGAAUAGUGGCUCCAUUGACAAUUCGGAUUCGAAAAGUUCUCCAAUCUGUUUGGUCACAAGGUGUUAAGUGGGAUACUCCAUUAGACACGGAUAAACUUCCCGAUUUCAAACUUUGGGUAGACGAAAUGGAAAAUUUCGAAACUGUUUCAUUCCAAAGGAACUUCUUUGAUAAAGAAAACCCUGCUUCAAUCCAGCUUCACACGUUUUGUGAUGCAUCAGAAUUCGCUCUCGCUGCUGUUUGCUACCUAAGAAUAGUCUACAGCGACGGCUCCACAUCUUUGAAGUUUAUAAUAGGAAAGACAAGAGUCGCUCCUAUGAAACGUGUUACAAUUCCCAAUCUCGAGUUGCAAGCUGCAGUAUAUGCUGCCCAACUAUCGCUCUUUGUUUCAGAGGAAAUUGACCUCAAAGUUGAAAAAACUUAUUUCUGGUCUGACAGUACUACUGAUUUGUAUUGGCUGCGAACACCUCUUCAGAAAAUUUUAGACGUUUCUAAACCUGAACAGUGGUUUCACGUUCCAACUCUGCUAAAUCCUGCUGACGACGGUACCAGAGGAUACAUUGCUUUAGAAAUGACCUCAAGCUGUCGGUGGCUACUAGGACCGGAAUUUCUGUUGAACGAUUCUUCUCAAUGGCCUUCACAGGAAAACAUUCGGCUUGAGACCAUUCCUGUAUUCGUUACUUCAUUAGAGGCUAAAUUUGAGCCUAUAUUUGACAUCAAACGCUUCAGCAACUGGAAAAGACUAAUACGGACAGUUGCAUACUGCUUCUUAUUCGCAGAAAAUCUCAAACGGAAGAUCAACAAACAGUCGAAGGUCGAUCUUCAACUCUUGCAUCUAACGAAAUCGCACUUUCUCAUAAUUAAAACUGCCCAAAGGACAGAUUUUGUCUCUGAAAUUUCAGACAUCAAAAAAGAAAAACCAAUUGAAGGCAAAAGUAGACUUCGAACAUUAGCACCGUUUGUGGACAACUUCGGUAUCCUGCGUUCUCGUGGACGUCUCACGCGUGCCCCUAUCAUGCUAUCAGCUAGAUAUCCAAUCAUUCUCGCUGGUGAAAACCCCAAUGUUCGCCUGCUGUUAGCUAACAUCCAUGUUCAACAUUCCCACUGCGGAAAGGAACAAGCAAUGGCCAUAGCACAGGAAAACUACUGGAUUCUUCGCUGCCGCGUCAUGCUGAAAAGUAUCAUACACAGUUGUAUACCCUGCAGAAGAAUGCAACAACAAGUCGACUACCCUCAGAUGUCAGAUCUUCCAAUUGAUCGACUGCCAUCAAAAAAUCAUUUUCCUUUUGCAACGACUGGAUUGGACUACGUUGGACCUUUUCCCAUCAUCCUUCAAGGAAAACAAUACCAAGCGUAUAUUUUACUGUUCACAUGCUUAGUGAUCAGAGCUGUGCAUCUUGAAAUCUCAUUAGGACUAUCGACAGACAGCACUCUUCUUUGUAUCAGACGCUUUUUUGCCCGGCGAGGAAAACCAUCGAAAAUGGUUUCUGAUUGUGGGACAAGUUUUGUGGGCUCCAAUUCUGAGCUGAAGAAAUGUCUAGACAACUUGGAAAAGAACAAAGAAUUUGUGGAAAGCAUCAAUCAGCUGGACGUAUCACUCGAAUGGAAAUUCAACCCUCCUGCGGCCCCUCAUUUUGGUGGUUCUUGGGAACGACUAGUUCAGAUAUUUAAACUUUCCCUGUACAAAGUCAUCGGAUCAAGAACACUCUCCUAUGAAACACUGGCUACUUUCACGACCGAAAUUGAAUCAACCAUGAAUUCACGACCUUUAACCAAUGUGUCUGACGACAUCAAAGAUGAUCUGCCUCUCACUCCCAACCAUUUCCUUCUUGGUCGUGGAACUCCAAAUUUACCGCCUGGUAUCUUCAAGGACAAGGAUUUAUCUCUGUCAAAAUCAUGGAAAGCAUCCCAACUACUCGCAGAUCACUUCUGGAAUCGCUUUCUUCGAGAGUACUUACCAGGUCAGCAGAAACGAUCAAAGUGGACUUCUGCGACUUCCAAUUUGCAACCCGACUACAUGGUCUGGAUGUUGGAGGAUUUUACACCUCGUGGACUGUGGCCUCUUGCUAAAGUGGUGGAAACCUUUCCUGGACAAGAUGGAAUAGUCCGCUCAGUGAAGCUGAAAACGCCAACUGGAUUCAAAGUUCGAUCUGUGGUCAAAUUGAGCCGCGUUUUCCCAGUUUCGCAGUAA
Messenger RNA from Symsagittifera roscoffensis, 2514 nucleotides. RefSeq lists its product as uncharacterized. Gene Ontology annotation, biological process: DNA integration. The record is from RefSeq and is a predicted model, not a curated record. The transcript has a single exon. Lineage: Eukaryota; Metazoa; Xenacoelomorpha; Acoela; Convolutidae. The coding region runs from base 1 to 2514 and encodes 837 amino acids. Gene Ontology annotation, molecular function: nucleic acid binding.